AUGUACAAGAACCAGCUUCAAGAGCUGGCGCAGAGGAGCUGCUUCAAUCUUCCUUCAUACACUUGUAUCCGAGAAGGUCCCGAUCACGCGCCGAGGUUUAAAGCUACCGUUAACUUUAAUGGCGAGAUCUUCGAGAGUCCUCAGUACUGUUCAACUCUACGUCAAGCUGAACAUUCCGCUGCCGAAGUAGCGCUCAAUUCGCUUUCACACCGUGGUCCUUCUCACUCACUCGCCGCUAAGAUCCUCGAUGAGACUGGAGUUUACAAGAACCUCUUACAGGAAAUUGCACAGCGAGUAGGAGCUCCAUUGCCUCAGUACACAACAUUCAGAUCAGGCCUAGGACAUUUACCUGUUUUUACUGGGAUAGUAGAAUUAGCUGGAAUCACAUUUACCGGUGAACCUGCCAAGAAUAAGAAACAAGCCGAGAAAAAUGCAGCUAUGGCAGCUUGGUCAUCUUUAAAGCAAUUGGCAAAAGAGAGUGCUAGCUCUUCAACUGAACCUGAGAACAAUGACGAAUUAGAACAGAUCACUAUAGCUCGGGCUUUGCUGAACUACCGUCUGAAGGAAAAGAUGUCAAUGUCUAACCGAAAUGCUCCGAUUCCGUUUCAGAAGAAGUUUCAGAUUCAAAAUCUCAGGCCAACUAGUUCUCAACCUCCUGCCACCACAUCUAAGAUCCUUCCCCUAAUUUGCCCAAAGACAGGACCUCGAAACAAACCUUCAUCGGCAACAUCAAAUGAAAAUCCGCGAAGCAGGCAUCCGCCAACAACAGCAACCAGUGACAAGUCCAUUGUGCAGCCCCCACAAUCUUAUGCACUAGAAAACUGGAUGACUCGUCCUCCGAGGUUCCCUGCAGCAGGAGCAGCACCUUAUGUUCCCAUUCGACAAAUGAGAUCACCUUGCCAUGGGAUUGCACCUCCAGUGGCUAUGAGGACGGUAGUACCCGUGUUCUCUGCACCACCUCUUCCACCACCCGCCUCAGUUCAUCAGGUUAUACGGGCUCCGCCUGUACGAGUUGCUCCUCCUGUAAGUAUUCGACAAGCUAUUCCUGUAUUUGCUGCCCCGCCACCAAGAAAAGAUGAAUCUCCCCCCAUCCGAAGUGAUCUACCUGCCCGUCUUGAACAAGAUAAGCUUCCAGCUAAAGUUCUAGAGACGGACAAGACUGAGAACUGCCCACCACAACCAGAGACUUUGAAGAGUUUGGAGCAGCUGAAAAUUUGA
Messenger RNA from Lathyrus sativus (Indian pea), 1218 nucleotides. NCBI's taxonomy places the organism in Eukaryota, Viridiplantae, Streptophyta, Magnoliopsida, Fabales, Fabaceae. The record is from the annotation of a GenBank genome assembly.